Rhizopus microsporus ATCC 52813 is the source of this 546-nucleotide messenger RNA. RefSeq lists its product as uncharacterized. The record is from RefSeq and is a predicted model, not a curated record. The coding region runs from base 44 to 343 and encodes 99 amino acids. The transcript has a single exon. Lineage: Eukaryota; Fungi; Mucoromycota; Mucoromycetes; Mucorales; Rhizopodaceae.
GUAGCAUUCUUUCUUUCCCCUUCAUUCACAAAAAAUUAGAAUAAUGCGUUCUACUCUUAUAUCUCUUGCCUUGGUUGCUACUUUUGCUCUUGUUUCUGCUCUUCCCAGUAACACCAAUGCUGAUGUUGUUAGACGGGAUACUACUCUUGCCAAAAAGUCUACUGCUGGUGCCAUCUAUCGUCGUGCCUUGAACAGAGAAGUAUCCAGAGUUGUCCGUCGCGAUGAAAACGAAGACGAAAACGAAGAAGAAGAAGAUGAUAAAGGUGAUGAGGAUGAGGAAGAGUCAUCCUCCCACGAACGUCGUGAUAUCGACGAAAUCCUCGAAGGUAUCUUUGAUAGUUAACUGUAUCUCAAUCCAUUCUAUACAAUUUGAAAUAAAUGAUAAUAAAGCUCUCAUUUUCAUAAUUUUGUUUCUUAUGUCUAUAAAUUAUAUAAACAGAAGAAUGAACAUUUAAGAAGCAAUGACUGUAUAUCACAUAAAGCAAAAAAAGAAGGAGGGAUCAAGAAUAAGUUGAUAUUGUAUUUUCACGAUAGACACACAUUAGG